This is a messenger RNA of Hyaena hyaena (striped hyena), 3679 nucleotides long. It is a transcript of the gene ARHGAP22, whose product is annotated as Rho GTPase activating protein 22. Gene Ontology annotation, biological process: activation of GTPase activity; signal transduction. Gene Ontology annotation, cellular component: focal adhesion. Lineage: Eukaryota; Metazoa; Chordata; Mammalia; Carnivora; Hyaenidae. Gene Ontology annotation, molecular function: GTPase activator activity. The record is from RefSeq and is a predicted model, not a curated record. The coding region runs from base 140 to 2260 and encodes 706 amino acids. The transcript is spliced from 10 exons.
AGAGAGGGAGCCAAGGGAGCCUCGCCGAUAAAGCCCAGCAACCAUGGGGGCCCGAGCGGGGCAGGAGGGGCAACUGGGCAAGAGGAAGAGAAAAGGGAAGUGGAUGACAGCUUGAUCGGCACAAGGACGCUUGUGGAAUAUGUUGAGCCCAAAGAUCAGGCAAACCAGGAGGGCCCGCUCCAAAAGCCUGGUGAUGGGGGAGCAGAGCCGGAGCCCUGGGCGGCCACCCUGCCCCCACAGGCUGGGCCCCAUACUGAAGGAGGGCUGGCUGAAGAAGCAGAGGAGCAUCAUGAAGAACUGGCAGCAGCGCUGGUUCGUGCUGCGUGGGGAUCAGCUUUUCUACUACAAGGACAAAGAUGAGACCAAGCCGCAGGGAUUUAUUUCUCUGCAAGGCACCCGGGUGACGGAACUCCUUCCUGGCCCCGAGGACGCAGGGAAGCACCUCUUUGAGAUCAGCCCAGGUGGUGCCGGGGAGCGGGAGAAGGUGCCGGCCAACCCCGAGGCGCUCCUGCUCAUGGCCAGCUCCCAGCGGGACAUGGAGGACUGGGUGCAGGCCAUCCGCCGGGUCAUCUGGGCCCCACUUGGCGGAGGAAUCUUUGGGCAGCGCCUGGAGGACACGGUUCACCACGAGCGGAAGUAUGGCCCCCGCCUGGCCCCCCUGCUGGUGGAGCAGUGCGUGGACUUCAUCCGGGAGCGUGGCCUCAGCGAGGAGGGGCUCUUCCGCAUGCCGGGCCAGGCCAACCUGGUGAGGGACCUGCAGGAUUCCUUCGACUGUGGGGAGAAGCCGCUGUUUGACAGCACAACAGACGUGCACACGGUGGCCUCCCUGUUGAAGCUGUACCUGCGGGAGCUCCCUGAGCCUGUGGUCCCCUUCGCCAGGUACGAGGACUUCCUCAGCUGUGCCCAGCUGCUCACCAAGGACGAGGGGGAGGGGACGCUGGAGUUGGCUAAACAAGUGAGCAGCCUUCCCCUGGCCAAUUACAACCUGCUCAGAUAUAUCUGCAAGUUUCUAGACGAAGUUCAGUCCCACUCAAAUGUUAACAAGAUGAGUGUCCAGAACCUGGCAACUGUUUUCGGACCUAACAUACUUCGGCCGCAGCUGGAAGACCCGGUAACCAUCAUGGAAGGCACAUCCCUGGUCCAGCACCUGAUGACGGUCCUGAUCCGCAAACACAGCCAACUCUUCACCGCGAGGGCCGAGGAAGGGCCAGCCUCCCUGCGUGGGGGCCCACCGUGCACAGUGGGGUGGGGCUCCGAGGAGGUCCCAGGGGACCAGCCGGAGCCCAGCAGCCCCGGCCCCCUCGGCCUGCCGUCACACAGGACCUCUUCUCUGGACGGGGCCACCGUGGCGGCGCUGUCUAGGACCUCCCCCAUGGGUCCGGGGGGCCGAGGUGGCCCAGCCGCCGCCAGCCCUGGGAAGAAGGUGCAGACUCUGCCCAACUGGAAGUCUUCCUUCUGGCAGCCGGGGUCCCGGUCGGGGAGCCCAAAGGUGGGCAGCUCCUCCCUGGAGGUGCCCAUCAUCUCCUCCGGAGGGAACUGGCUCAUGAACGGGCUGUCCUCCCUGCGUGGCCACCGCCGGGCCUCCUCGGGAGAGCGGCUCAAGGACUCGGGCUCUGCGCAGAGACUCUCCACCUAUGACAACGUGCCCCCCCCCAGCGGCCUCUUUCCCAGCACUCCCAGUGUGGCCAGCACGGCGUGGUCGGGGGCCUCCUCUUGCGAGGCAUCGGCCAGGGCCUCUGUCAGCAGCUGCACAGCCUGCCGGGCCAGCGACUCGUCCGCCUGCAGCUCCCUGCCCACCGAGGGGGGCCCGGAGCCGUCCCCUUUCCCCAGCAGCAGCGACGACCGCAGAUCCCCGGACCUGGCCCGCGGCCUGGACGAGGUGGGCACCUGCAUCAGCAGCAGCGAGCCCAGUGACCCAGGCAGCCCCACCCAGGACUAUGCCCGCUGCUCCGAGGCUCUCCAGGGCCUGGUCACAGAGCUCAGGGCGGAGCUGUGCCGGCAGAGGACUGAGUACGAGAUGAGUAUGAAAAGACUCGAAGAAGAUAGUGCCCACCUGAGGAAACGAAUGUUGCAGCUAGAAGAAGAACUGGACCAGGAAAAGAAAAAGUACAUGAUGCUGGAAAUAAAGCUGAGGAACUCAGAGCGGGCCCGGGAAGACGCGGAGAAGAGGAACCAGCUGCUGCAGAAGGAAAUGGAGGAGUUCUUCUCAACCCUGGGAAGCCUGACUGUGGGGGCAAAAGGUGACAAAGCCCCCAAGUGAAGGAGGGGGAGGAGUUCCCUUCCGCAGAGGUGCUCGCCCACCCCUGGGCAGAGACGGCCGGUGGCCUCGUGAGGAGCCACGAAGCCCCACAGCUUGGACCUGGGCCUCACUGGUGCCAGGAGCUCCAGCACCAGCUGGAGGGAGGAGCCCCGACGCCCCCAGUGGGGGCUGUUGGGAGCCCAAGCCCCAUGUGGGAUCUGGGUGCUGCUCCAACCAUGCAGGGCCGGGCAGGUGUCGGAGGAAACGGUCUGGUGACCCACCAAAGCAUGGCGCCUGGGAGCUGGGCGGCCUGCUGGGAACACUUUGCAUUCUGUAUUAAACCUGCUCUCCUAGCAUGAGGCUGGAUGCCGGACUCCUCCUUUAUGGUCAUGCAGGAUUGGAGGUUGGGCUUACCAAGUUGCUCGCAGGGUUGGAGGUCCCCGGGGUGUCCCCUGGGCUUCAGAAGUGGGGUGGGAAGCUCCCUGGGGAGCACCCAAUGUCGUCACAGUCACAAUCUGUGCGUUGCUCCAUCCUCCCAGCGCCCAAAGCAGGAUGAUUUUCCUCAGGCCCUCUGCCUCUGAGCUGCUGCCACAGGGCCUGGAAUCCCUCCCUGGCCUCCCACUGUAACCUGCUUGCCUUUGCUUGGCCCCAGCUCUGUUCCAGGCCCAGAGUUUAGGAAUCCAAGCCCAGCGUGGGCGACACACGCCUCACUUCUGCCCCCAGGCCCAUGCAGGGGCACAAGGCAUGUGUCUGAAGGUGACACGGUGAUGGGAAGUGCCCAUUCUCUGUCCUCCACAGCCUCAGUCUGUGUCCGGUUUCCCUUCAGACUCCCAUCUAGCUGGUGCUGAUCCCUCUCCUGUGCCCGUCCCCCCUCCUCCAGCUCAUCCUCAGACCUCAAGUCUCCAUGAAGGCAGAUCCCUCAAGAAAACUUUUCCCUGCACACACGGUGCAGGCCUGGGCCAGAGCUCCUGGAGAUGGGCUUAGGGAGCACCAAAGGAGUGGCCUCUCAGAGGAGAGGACUGGCCUCCGGGGCACUGGCUGUGUCCGUGACCCUUCACUGACUCCUGCUCACAGCGUCCUUACAUACCACCUCCUGCCACCCUGCACGCCACAGUGCCCCAGUUGAUGACCACUAUCUCUGGAAACGUCCCUCAGGGGCAACCACCCAUCCCCCUAGAGCCAGGUAUAAACUACUGCACUGAGGCUUUAAAUACCAGGGUCUUGGUGCUCCCAAGAAGAGCUCACUUCAUACCAUGAGAUGAAAGCGCACAGGCGCAAGUCAGCUGGGAAUCCCUACGGUGGGGAGGCAGGCUGACCCCAGGCCUUUUGCUGGGCUGCCUGUGGCCGCACCAACCAGGAAGCCAGGGGCCUGCCAAGGGCACUCAGCAGCAUCAGUAGUAAGUUCCCUUGGGGGGAUGGGGCGCCUGCGUGGCUCAGUCG